AGCUCUGUUGUUCCUCUCCCAGCAGUACAAGCCUUCGGCCACCGUUGGCAUUGGUAACCUUCGCCAACAUGGCCUCCCAAGAUUCUACGCUCGUUAUCGACAAGGUCACCGUGACCUCCCUGCUCGCCGUUCUCGUCCUGCUCGUCUCCGCCUACCUUAGCUCCCUCCGCCUGCUCCCGCGCGGUUCCAGCACAAAAGUGCGCAUUCUUUUCGUGUGGCACCUUUUCGACGCGCUGAUUCACUUCUUCUUCGAAGGAUCUUUCCUGUACAACUGCUUUUUUACGUCGUUGCACAUUGGUCAACGUGCCAAGUACGAGUACUUCACCGGCCGCGCUCCACUGGAACUCUACCCCAAGGAUGUGCAUUUCCUGGGCCGCAAGGACAGAUACUAUGGCAGUUUCUACGGUACCAACCCGACAGCGUUGCUCUGGCAGGAGUAUGCCAAGGCAGAUGCGCGAUGGGGCGGCGCGGAUUUGGGAGUGGUCAGCCUUGAACUGUUAACAGUCUUCCUUGGCGGCCCGAUUGCUUCCUACAUCUGCUAUCUUCUCACAAAAGGAUACGGCAGCACAGGUACUACGGGUAGUAAUGGCUUUGGUGGAAAGCUGGUCUUUUGGAUGACCGUACUGGCUACUGGCGAGCUCUAUGGAGGAUUCAUGACCUUUUGCCCCGAAUGGCUGACUGGCAGUCCGAAUCUUGACACCAGCAAUUUCAUGUAUCUAUGGGUAUACCUGGUUUUCUUUAACAUGUUGUGGGUAGUCAUUCCAUUCUGGAUCUUGUACGAGACUUAUAGAUCUAUGACGGGAGCGUCGCCAUUGAGCGAGGCAGUUGCUUCCUCCAAGGACAGCAAGAAGUUGAAAUAGAGUCCCUGUCUGAGAAAUUUGAAGUAGUUGUAAAGCCAGUAGUGAACUGCGUCGGUACUUUGACUUUCUAUAGUGCUCGAGAACCUGGCAAAGAGCAGAAAAUAAGGGCCUUCAUGCCACACUCAAAUCUUAGACAAGUUACACAGGCAAUCGUUGCAUACCUCUAGUUAAAGUUGCAGAUGGGGGCUUGCAUGAACCACAGCACCUGCUCACCCGGUAUUUCUCAGGGGCGGCUAGAAUUCUUGCAAAAAUAAACACUCAC
Messenger RNA from Verruconis gallopava, 1122 nucleotides. RefSeq lists its product as uncharacterized. Gene Ontology annotation, biological process: sterol metabolic process. The record is from RefSeq and is a predicted model, not a curated record. The transcript has 3 exons. Bases 69 to 860 code for a protein of 263 amino acids. NCBI's taxonomy places the organism in Eukaryota, Fungi, Ascomycota, Dothideomycetes, Venturiales, Sympoventuriaceae. Gene Ontology annotation, cellular component: membrane; endoplasmic reticulum. Gene Ontology annotation, molecular function: cholestenol delta-isomerase activity.